Baudoinia panamericana UAMH 10762 is the source of this 743-nucleotide messenger RNA. RefSeq lists its product as uncharacterized. The transcript is spliced from 4 exons. The annotation marks the transcript as partial. NCBI's taxonomy places the organism in Eukaryota, Fungi, Ascomycota, Dothideomycetes, Mycosphaerellales, Teratosphaeriaceae. Gene Ontology annotation, biological process: mitochondrial electron transport, ubiquinol to cytochrome c. The record is from RefSeq and is a predicted model, not a curated record.
GAUGUCGUACCCUUCACUUGCGCCCUUCAUCAUGAAAAGGCCGUGGCUAAGGAGCUGGUUCCAGCCAUUGGCCACAUGGUACUUCGAGAACUCCGGCUACAGGAAACUAGGCCUCAGAGCCGACGAUCUGCUACCGGAGGAGACCGAGGGUAUGCAGCUUGCGCUGAAGCGCCUUUCGCCGAAGGAGGCGUACGACCGCGUGUUCCGCAUGAGGAGGGCAUUCCAGUGCUCCCUCACCCAUCAAUUGCUGCCAAGAAACGAAUGGACAAAGCCAGAAGAGGAUUACCCGUAUCUUUCACCCAUUAUCAGAGAGAUCGAGGCAGAGCUUACCGAGCGUGAGGACCUUGAGGCGAUGGUAAUCAAGCGACGGGCGGCCACACCGAAGCAGACAUCUCACUAGGUUUCGACGAGGGUGCGAUUGUAGUAGUGCUGUACAUAUCUCGUGCUGCAGGCGAGCUGGCGAUGUGGGUAUCAGAUAGGCAUCUACUGUGUACAACUAGCUUUGGCUGGAGCACGCUAGAGCGCCUUGUCACCUGCAGCUUCAUCUCUGCAACUCUGUUUUCCCGGCGUCCGCAGAAUGGUCGGGAAAUAAUGUAACACGAUGCCGACAAAGCAACUUGGGGCACGUGAUACCGCUCCACGGACGCGCUAGGCAAGCAUCGUCGCGGAGAUCGCCAGAAGUCUGAUCGGUCUUGAUGACUGCAUCCCCAUCCAUAGCUGUAUACAAUUGUUGCCUACCAAUU